UUUCCAUCUAUUAAUUUUUUUUUUUUUGCCCCGCUUUGGAAACAUUUCAAUUUCAGUCUAAGAUUCACAGAGAAAGAGAGAAGUCAUUCAUGGCCACCUGCAGCAUGGCAUCGGCUGCUUCUGGAUUUGUGUUGGCGCCUAUAGCUGGAGGCAGCUCAGCUUCUGCCUCCAGGACCUCCAUGCUGGGCUUCUCUUCAAAGAACAACUCAAGGCUUGUGGUCAGGGCUGCGGAGGAGGCUGCGGCGCCGCCUCCACCUCCCACCCCCGAUGCUCCCCCGGCCGAAGGUGAAGCUCCCAAGCCCAAGCCACCUCCUAUUGGCCCCAAGAGAGGUGCUAAGGUUAAGAUUCUUAGGAAGGAAUCCUACUGGUACAAGGGCAUUGGUUCUGUUGUUGCUGUUGAUCAGGACCCCAAGACUCGGUACCCAGUCGUAGUCCGAUUCAACAAAGUUAACUAUGCCAAUGUAUCGACAAACAACUACGCCUUGGAUGAGAUUGAGGAAGUCUAAUGGGUCAAUAGUCAUCUGCUGUAACUGUAACUUUAAAGUCAUGUCACAAAGGUGAAUCUGUAUUAUAUUCUCUUUCAAGUCCAUCGUUUCAUCUCUGUAUGCUACGUCUCUUGUGCAAUUGCUCAUAAAUUACCCCGCUUUUCUAUUGGAA
This is a messenger RNA of Prosopis cineraria, 657 nucleotides long. Its product is annotated as photosystem I reaction center subunit IV, chloroplastic-like. Lineage: Eukaryota; Viridiplantae; Streptophyta; Magnoliopsida; Fabales; Fabaceae. Gene Ontology annotation, cellular component: photosystem I; photosystem I reaction center. The record is from RefSeq and is a predicted model, not a curated record. The coding region runs from base 90 to 506 and encodes 138 amino acids. The transcript has 3 exons. Gene Ontology annotation, biological process: photosynthesis.